Molecule: messenger RNA, 6447 nt
Organism: Diaporthe citri
Lineage: Eukaryota; Fungi; Ascomycota; Sordariomycetes; Diaporthales; Diaporthaceae
Exons: 1
Coding region: 1-6447 (2148 amino acids)
Biological process (GO): meiotic chromosome separation; proteolysis
Cellular component (GO): centrosome; mitotic spindle pole body; nucleus
Molecular function (GO): protein binding; cysteine-type endopeptidase activity
Source: RefSeq, a predicted model, not a curated record
AUGGCGUCACUACAAGACCAGGCUGAGCAGGUCAAAACAGCAGCCGCAUCAAUAGCAACAUGCACUCCUGCGACGACCGUUCUACUGAAAGAGCUACUCCUCUCCAGAGAAAACAAUGACGCCUCCACGGCCUCGGCCAAGACAACCAAGACAGCUCGACCCACCACCGCGAAGCGCAAUGGCGCAGCGUCGAGAACCGCCGGCCCCAAGAAGGCAGCAGUGGAGGACAAGAGGGAGCUGUCAGCAAAAGAGAAGGGAUUACUGGCAACACAUAUCAUCAACGUAACAUCGAAGUCCCUUGGAAAUGCUAUCAAGGCUCCUGCGCCAGCCACGCCUAGGGAGCCAGCUGCUGGGGCGGAGGACCUGGUCAAGACUGCUCCUAGGAGGCGCCUUCGACGAUCGUACUCGGCUCCCAUGACGCCAAUGCAACCGCGAUCCACCAACCGAGUCUCGACGUCCCCCGAGAUUGAGAGAAAGCCCCCGCCGUCCCCAUCGAAGCUGAAUGCCUCGACAGGCUGCUUGUCCACCGUCGAAUGUGCCCGAGUCGCACUGUCAGCACUCCGGCAACUCCGGAUCGCUGGGAAGAUCAACCUGCCAGAGCUCCAGCUGGAGGCCAGCAUGUCAUCUCUGGUUGCAAAGCUCAUUGGUUUGGGGCUGAUGGAGCAUGCUGUGAGGGAACUGCGCCUCCUCAAAAGGACACUGGACGACCUGCUUUCAGCCGACAAAAAGCCGUCCAAGGCUGCUUCUACCACCUCAUCCCUCGGCCUGUUCGAUCUGCUGGAAUUCCGUGGAAUCAAGCCGUCGGGCCAGGCGCUGAACUUAGUGAUCAGCACACAGAUGCAGGUUCUUAGGAUCAUGGCCAAGAUGAAGAGAACAGUCGACAUCGAGAAGGCCCGAGGAUCUCUCCGACUCAAUAAUGAAUUUUCGCCUACAAGCCUCCUACUUUUGUCAGCCGGUUCAACCAAGUCGGAAAAGGAUAAAGCUGCUCGUCAGCUCGAUUCCCUCUCAAAUCUUCUCCUCCCGCUGGCACCAAGCAUCUCGAUCGCCGAGGACGAUGUGGCCGUGCAGUCGAAACUCAGCAUCAGUCCGCUGGCCGCCCUUGAGCUGCAGGGCAUCGCCCUUCGGUCAAGAUUAAGCUGGUGGAAACUAGCCGGUCACAAGGGUGACGUUAUUAAGGAUAUUCUUGCACCCUUGUCAGGAUGCAUGCGUGCGUACGUCCGACGAACCGGGAAGACGUCGACUUCAAAUUACAAGAGCUGCCUCGCCGUCUUCAACGAGAUUCACACCCAGAUGCUGGCUCAGGGUCUUGAGCCAGCACAAUCGUCCAAAUCACCAUUGACCAACAUCUACCAGGUAUUAGCCAAGCUGGCCCGAGAAGGGGGUCACUACGGCGAUGCAGUUACAUGGGCCGAGAAGGUUGACCAAACAACUGAUCCAAGUCAGGAUUCAGCGGCCAAGUGUUACGCAAACUCAGCGUUUUUGCUAGCCUGCCGCCUCAAGAUACCGUGGAAAUAUCCGUCGCAGGACCAAUUGCUUCAGGGAGUACUUGAAGGACUUCAGGGGCCGCUUCGAGGCGACACCAGUGAAUUAGACGAUCUCCUGGACAGCCUCACCGUAGCUCUGAACUCAGUCAUGCAUGUCUUGUAUGGGGGCUUGAGUGACGAAGAAGGCAGGAAAUAUCGACCUUCGACAGAACUCGCUGGGCUCUUGGAGCAUCUUAUCGAUCAGCUGCCGCGAUUCUGCAUUCGAUGGCUGGGAAAACGACCAUCAUCCCAAGACGAUACCAAGGGCUUCCUUCGAUAUGAACAGCGACGGACUAUCAUGAUCAAAUCGGCACCCCAGGUCCUGAACGCGGCGCUGAUGCUCGCAAAGAUGAGCGUCGAUGAGAAACGAAUAGCAUGGGACAAGCUCGAAUCGCUCUUACACGAUUGUCUCGGACUUCUCGACAGCCUGGGAGACCUCGCCUCUGUUGAUCCCUCAGUGUAUUACUACGCCAAGAUCUCGCAUGUAUACUACAUGCAGCACACUAUUUUCAUGGAAGCAAGCAAAGGAUCGAAAGCCAACGCCAAGGAGAAUCUCGGCUAUGCACUGAGAGCAAUGCGUCGCUCGAUUGAAUGCGUUAAAUACCGUUCAAGCAAGGAGCGGGCAAGAGCUCAGAUUCUUUUCAAGCUCGAACGCAUCAGCGAGUUGUACAGGGAGACUGGCAGGUCGGACGAUGCGUUGGCGUCUUUACAGAGCCUCAGGAAUAUCUUGAUUGAAGAUGGUGUUCUUCGGGCAGUUGCCGAAGCCUCCAAAGAACUCCCUUCGCGACAAGCCUGGUCCAUCAGCAAGGAUGCAGAAUUACUUUCGUCAUCGUUACGGUCUAUAGGGCGUCUGGAACAGGGCUGGGUUGAUUGGACUCUCCAUUUGGACGAACCCGAACGGCUCGCUGCUCUUGAGCAUCGCCUCGAAUUCAUUGUCUUGAGUAACGGUUCUAGCACUAAGAGUGCCGGGUCUCAAGAUGCAUGUAUUGAAGCACUUCUACAGCUGUGCUCGGUCGACAAAUAUCCAGUGAGAAGGCUGAGGAUCUUGACACGGCUGCUGGCCGCCAAUAUAGGAGACUCGAAAAAUCGCGAGUCGAUCCAGGCUCAAUUCGAAGAGGCAGCAACGAUCAGUGGCGGUGCAGUCUUGGGUGAGGACAAUGCGCUAAAGGGCUGUCUUGCACACAUGAAGGCUCUUUCGCAAUCCAUGGCUGCUCUGGCUUGUCAACCACCGAAACAUGAACAGAUUGAACAAUCCAUGUCUGUUUGGCGAUCCAUCCUCGCUAGCUCAGCCAGUAUUGAUCAACAAAUCGACGACCUGCCCGGGCUGUUGGAGCACUUGCAAUCUAUUGCAGAUUACGCCCGAUUGUCUAACCGCAACAGCCUCCUGUUGGAUGCCUUGCAACUUGCGUCUGAUCUGAGCCACAGAGCCACCGGCUUGGACACAGCGUUGAACUUGCAAGUCUCAGCAGCACUUGCCCUGCAGCUGACAAACGUCGGCCAAUCGUCAAAAGCGUACACAAUUCUCGCGCAGGCCCAGCAGUCAAUAAGUCCAGGAGAAACGAAGUGCCGUGAGGAUAUCGUCAGUUUCCUUCUCUCACACGCGGAGUACUUUGUCGAGAUUGGAAGCAUUGAAAAGGCAGGCGAUGUCCUAUCUCAGGCGAAGGAGACCGUCUCAGCGAUGAACAUGUCUGUCCGGUCGAGGAACCGCAAAGCGAUAUUGGCCCAAGCCUCUCUGGUCUAUUCGGCUGUUGCUCUUGGCCGGGGCGAUGCCCCGAGCGCCCUCAACUAUGCCAGGAAUGCUGCUCGAGUGUUGUUUCAGGAAUGGGCGAGAUUGGAACAAAGGGCGAAAGCUGCGCAGAGUGCGGCUCAAGAAAAGUCUGCCGAUGAGUCUUCGUCCCAGUUGGAUGCCUCCUUGAGUGCAUUGAUGGAGAAGAGUAAAGACUCGCCUUCAAUCAUCUCAGGGCCGGAAUCCUGGAGACUGGCACAUCCCGUUCUCAAGGGCCUUCUUUUCCUGUCAAACAUCUAUGCUCAUCUGGGUAUGUACCAGGAGACAGUGUACUAUGCCGAACAAGCUCAAAAGGUGGCACAGGCUGCUGGUUCCGAAGCAUACUUGGCCGAGUGCGACGCUUGGGUGUCUUUCAUCUCAGCAAGGGCUGGCAAGUUCGAUGAUGCUUUGAAGGUGGUGGGCCAAGUUCGAUCCAGGCUCAAUGUCGGCGACUACUCCAGCAGACUCGUCAACCUUUGCUGCCGACUCGGCAACAUUUACCGCGAGACUAGAGAUUUCGAUUCGGAAAGAGACAUGAUCAAAGCGGCAGAGGAGAUGGUGAGUCGCAUGGCAGGCGGUUCUGAGAGUGAAGCAGGAGCUGCGAAGGGCGAAGUGGUUGCGACCAUCGAGAUGAAGACGAAGAUUCCCAUCAGGUACAAACGAACAGCUACAACCACUACGUCGACACGUACAACAAAGGCGGCAGCGGCGAGGAACGCCCCCAAGAAGGCUGCAGUGAAGAAGCCGGAGCCGACUAGCUCGGCAACCAUCGAGCAAGAGGACGCGUAUCUGGUGUCUCUUAAGGCAUCCGUCAUGGUCGAAAAAGCAUCGUCGAUGAUCCACCAGAAAGACUGGUCUGGAGCCUGGCAACUUCUACAGGAGGUCCGCCAGUCGCCCAAGGUUGCUUCACACCUAUUAUCCGAGCUCCUUACUACGGCAAGGUCACUACUCGGGCAGAGCAUGGAGCAGAUGUCUAAGGAUGCUGUUUAUUCCGUCAUCCAAGAAUCAACGCUGUCGUUCCCUUCUGUCAGCAGCAUCCCGCAGUCGGAUCGAUUUUCGCUGAUCAAGGCAUCUCCGCCCAAGGCAGGAACUGUCGCCGCCUCCCAUGAGGAGGGAGCAUACGACCCUCAAGGGUAUCUGGAGAAUCUGCGGGAGGCACGCGAGAUGCUCCUGGAAGCUCACGCCUUGGCUUCCGUCAACGGAGAUGGCAAAGAAGUACGGAGGGCCCUGGGAAUGCUACAGACUGUUGUCAUUCUCCUCUCUGCGGCAUCAUCUUCAGCCAGAAAGUCUGGCAUCCUUGGACAUCCAGGAUACGCCACCUGUGCGGUGGAAAUGGCGCGGAACCUGACGUGGCGCAGAGAGUACAACGCGCUCCUGACGGAGAAGAACUCGGGAAGAAACGGUCUGGAUUGGCCUGAGGAUAUACGAUCUCCGGAAACAAGACGAGCGAGCCUGAGCCCAGUGGUCGAUAUAUGCAAGUUCCAACGCGAGUACAUCGACAUCAUCCCUCAAGAGUGGAGUGUGAUUUCCAUCUCACUUAGCGACAACAAGCACGAUCUCUGUAUCUCGAAAUUGCAGGCUGGCCAAAGUCCAUUCGUCAUCAGGCUCCCCUUGGAGCGGGCGAGCUCCCGGGACGCUGACAGUGAUGUCUUCGACUUCCAGCAAGGUCGAACGGAACUGCUUGAUAUUAUCAAGCGGGCAAAUGAGACUUGUCACACCAAGCGAGACUUUUCAGUCAAGGGCGCAAAGACAGCCUGGUGGGGCGAGCGACAAGCUCUAGACGUACGUCUGGGGGAGCUGCUCGAGAGGAUCGAGCAGGUGUGGCUUGGCGGUUUCAAGGGCAUCUUCUCGCAGCAUAAGCGGCACCCAAAGCUACUUGCAAAGUUCCAGAAGAGCUUCACGAACAUCCUUGACAAGCACCUACCGUCGCGUCGCCAAGUCCGCGGAAAGAAGUCCAAGGCACCGGCUGCAAAAGUCACUCUCGACACGAGAAUACUCGAGCUGUUCGUCGGAUUUGGAGACGCCACUGACGCGGAAGGCGACUUUGACGAAAUGCUCAAUGAUCUACUAUACUUCGUCGUCGAUAUUCUUCAAUUCCAUGGCGAACGCAAUGCCUACGACGAGAUCGAUUUUGAUUCCAUGGUAGUCGAGACCUUGGACGCACUCCACUCGUACCACGCCGAAGCUAAAAGCCUGGAAGACGCAGAGACCAGGAGCCACACGAUUCUGGUUCUGGACAAGGUUCUACACACUUUCCCAUGGGAGUCACUGCCGUGCCUGCAGGGGCUGGCAGUGUCCCGGGUGCCGUCACUGGCAUGUCUCCGCAGGCUAAUUCUGGAGCAAAAGCCACGCACAGCAGGUUCAGACACGGACGGCUCAGAGCAUCCAGCAGGGCACCACGUCUCGAUCAGCUCCGGAACAUACAUGCUCAAUACCAGCGGCGACCUCAAGACCACCCAGGCCACCUUUGAGGACCCGCUGUCGACGCUCGGAGACUCGUGGAAGCGCAUCGUCAAGAAGGCGCCCACCGAGACCGAGUUCGAGGCGGCCCUCGCGUCCUCGGACAUCCUGCUUUACAUGGGCCAUGGCGGCGGCGCGCAGUACAUCCGCAACCGCACGAUCCGCAGGCUCGACAAGUGUCGCGCCGCGGCGCUGCUCAUGGGCUGCAGCUCGGCGAGCCUGGCUGACGUGGGCGACUUCGAGUGCUACGGCCUGGUCUGGAGCUACAUGCUGGCCGGGUGCCCGGCCGUCGUGGGCACGCUGUGGGACGUGACGGAUAGGGACAUCGACCUGUACACGGGGAGGGUCUUUGAGGAGUGGGGACUGGUCGCGAGUGGCACGUUCCCCGGGAGGGAGAAGGGCAAGGCGACCAGUGGCGUCGCCGCUGCUGAUGAUGACGCCGCGGGACGUGAGACCAAGAGGCCUGGGCGGUCUGGCUCGCGCAGGAGGGCCGCAGCGGAGGCGGUGGACGGCGACGUCGGUGUCGGUGUCGCCGCGGGCGCUGGCGGUGGCACAGCUUGCGAAUACGGCGACGCGUCCCUGCCGGAGGCUGUCUCCCGCGCGAGGAACUCUGGCGUCUGCAAGUUCAAGUACCUGAACGCCGCGGCGGUCUGUGUCUACGGCAUACCUGUGUACGUCGACCGUCCUCGUCAGGCGUGA